CGUGACCUUCUCCUCUUUUUUGAAAAGCAUGGACGCAGAGGCAAAUGAAGUCAAGUUCGGGAGUAUCUAAGACUUAAGGCAGGGUGCCGUUAUCACUUAUAAUAUUUUUAAAUAAUGGAAAAGAAACAGAGCCUCUUCGGUAACUUAUUUUGUUCCGUUUAAAUUCCGCAAGACAUAGUGGCAAUCUGUAUUUCCUAAGUUUUUGUUCUUAGCUGCAUUUUAAAGUCAUUCAUCGCGAUGUUACGGCUCCUCGCCACCCAGGGCUUUCAUGAACUCUACAGAUACAGUCAUUUUGUGGCGUCUUGCGGUACCAAGAGGCAGCUGAUAAGUUUUCUCCCAGUCUGCCAUCACCGAGUGUCCAUCCUUGCUCGCCACAUCAGUACUGGGAGCCCAGUGAGGAAAGAUGCUCUUCAGCCUAAAGGAGAUAAAUCCGGGGAAAUAGAGUCAAUAGAUUUGGACAAAUGGAAAUCUGUAAUGAGAUCAAAAGCUGCAUCACAAGAGAAACAGCAAGUCGUUAAUGAGGAGGACGUAAGUGAUGAUGAUGAAAACCACAAAGAAUCAGGGGAUGAUUUAAAGGACAGUUCUUCACUGGAGGCAACCAGGGAUCUGGUUGUGAUGUGGCGGCAUGCUGGGAAGCUUGUACCUCAGGAGAUGACUGAUGAGGAGGUUGAAACGCUGGCAAAGCUCACCACCAAGUCCUCUAGGAAGAAGUACCUGAAGUACCUGGCCAUCAGGGAGGGUCACAAAAUGUACCGCAAGCAGAAGCAGCAGCAGAAGAAGGCAGAGAAGGAGGCUAUAAUGGAGCAGAAAAGAGGACAAGACAACGUUUCAGAAGAACUGAAAAACACAUUUCUCCUCCAGUUCUGGAGCCGCUCCCUGGACAAGCUGCUGGCCUGGAGGAGCGCCCAGGCCAUGCUGUUUAAUCAGCCGCUGGUGUUUGACAUGAGCUAUGACUCCAACAUGUCUAGGCGGGAGAUAGAGAACACGGUGUCCCAGCUGAUGGAGGUGGAAGGGUGGAACCGACGUGCCACUGAGCCCUACCACCUCCACUUUUGCAACCUGCAGCCAGACGGGGCCUAUGAGAAGGAGCUGCUCAAACGAUACGGUGCACAGGCCUGGGACCGCCUGCUCAUUACCAGCACUGACCGCCAUCAUGUUGAUCUGUUCCCCCAUGAACAACUUGUGUACCUCACUGCAGACUCCCCCAAUGUCCUCCGCACCUUCGACCACUCCAAGGUCUACAUCAUUGGAGCUUUGGUGGACCGGUCCAUCCAUUCAGGCUUAUCCUUGGCCAACGCCAAGCGUCUGAAGCUGGCCACAGCCCGUUUACCCCUAGAUGAGUUCCUCCACUGGGAGAUUGGGGGCAAAAAUCUUACUCUGGAUCAGAUGAUCCGCAUCAUGCUCACUCUCAAGGAGACGGGGAAAUGGGAGGAGGCGUUAAAGUUUGUGCCUAAGAGGAAGCAUGAUGGCUUCCUGCAGCAGCAGACACAAAAAGAGAUUGUCAGUAACAAAGUCAGGGGAGUCACAAAUCAUGGACUGAGAGAGGAUGGUGACAGGAGGGUAAAAUCUGAAGAAAGAAAUACAGAGAGGACAUUUAAAAGUGUAGACCAAAGUUUUUACAGAUCCCAUAAAGACUCUAGGUUCACUGGCAGAGACAGAAUGGCCGGACUGAGCAGUGACAGAGAAUACAAACCAGCUGUAACCAGAGUACGGACAUCGGUUAAGAGCAGCAUGGAAGGAAAAAAGAAAGCAGGCAAAAAAAAAAUGUGGUGGGAUGAUGAGUGAAGUUAGCAAAAACUGUAAUAAGGACAUGUUUACAAGUGCUGUCUGAGGAAAUGUAAAAAAAAAAAAAAGAACUGAGACAAUUGAUUAAUAAAAUGUUGGAAUAGUUGCUUUUAAGUGCUUUUUUGACUGAGUUCCAGUGCAAGUUAUGAACAAGACAGGAAUGACACAUUUUUAAAAAGGCAGGAACUAUUUUGGUCUUUAUUUUGGUCUGAUGUACAAAUCAUGUAUAAAUAUUUUUAUGUGUUUUCACUGUACAUUAUACCAGCAUCAUCACUUUCCAUACAGAUGAAGUCAACCAAAAUAUUAUUAUUAAUACAGCUUGAUUUUAGAAAAUGGCAGAAAGGCAUGUGCAAUAUAUUGCUAGCCAUUUCAAUGUAGUGUAUUGUGAGGCAAAAAAAAAAAAAUCAUAAAUCUUUUUUAAGUAAUGAAUCACACAAAAAAAAAAAUCACCCAAAUAAAGGUGACACGAUC
Molecule: messenger RNA, 2256 nt
Organism: Toxotes jaculatrix (banded archerfish)
Lineage: Eukaryota; Metazoa; Chordata; Actinopteri; Toxotidae
Gene: trmt10c
Product: tRNA methyltransferase 10C, mitochondrial RNase P subunit
Exons: 1
Coding region: 238-1785 (515 amino acids)
Biological process (GO): mitochondrial tRNA 5'-end processing; positive regulation of mitochondrial translation
Cellular component (GO): nucleoplasm; mitochondrion; nucleus
Molecular function (GO): tRNA binding
Source: RefSeq, a predicted model, not a curated record